Messenger RNA from Dipodomys spectabilis (banner-tailed kangaroo rat), 3596 nucleotides. It is a transcript of the gene Nus1, whose product is annotated as NUS1 dehydrodolichyl diphosphate synthase subunit. The transcript has 5 exons. Lineage: Eukaryota; Metazoa; Chordata; Mammalia; Rodentia; Heteromyidae. The record is from RefSeq and is a predicted model, not a curated record. Gene Ontology annotation, molecular function: ditrans,polycis-polyprenyl diphosphate synthase [(2E,6E)-farnesyl diphosphate specific] activity. Gene Ontology annotation, cellular component: dehydrodolichyl diphosphate synthase complex; endoplasmic reticulum membrane. Bases 161 to 1042 code for a protein of 293 amino acids.
CCGAGGGAGGAGGAAGAUGGCGGCGGGGGCGAGGUGAGGUGUUGGCAGUGGCGAGGGCUUCGGGCGCGGGGGGUGGGGGGACCCGGGGCGAUGGCCCGCGCCGGCAGCCGGGGCGGAUAGAGAGCCGUGGCGCCGCGGGUGCGGGCGGGCGGGCGGGAGCAUGACGGGGCUGUACGAGCUGGUGUGGCGGGUGCUGCACGCGCUGCUCUGCCUGCACCGCGCGCUCACCUCGCGGCUCCGCCUGCGCUUCGGCACCUGGAACUGGAUCUGGCGGCGCUGCUGUCGCGCGGCCUCCGCCGCGGUCCUAGCGCCGCUCGGCUUCACGCUCCGCAAGCCCCCGGCGGGAGGCCGGAACCGCCGGCUCCAGCGGCGCCCGCGCGGGGGGCCGGGCCCGGCCGCCGCCCACCCCCGGCUGCGCUGGCGCGCGGACGUCCGCGCCCUGGAGAAGCUGCCGGUGCACAUGGGCCUGGUGGUCACCGAGGAGGAGCCGGAGCCCAGCUUCUCGGACAUCGCGAGCCUCGUGGUGUGGUGUAUGGCCGUGGGGAUCUCCUACAUCAGCGUCUACGACCACCAAGGAAUUUUCAAAAGAAAUAAUUCCAGAUUGAUGGAUGAAAUUUUAAAACAGCAGCAGGAACUUCUGGGUCUAGAUUGUUCCAAAUACUCAACGGAGUUUGCAAAUAGUAAUGAAAAAGAUGAUCAAGUUUUAAAUUGCCAUUUGGUAGUGAAGGUGCUGUCCCCAGAAGAUGGAAAAGCAGAUAUUGUGAGAGCUGCUCAAGACUUCUGCCAGUUUGUAGCCAAGCAGCAAAAGAGAGCCACAGAUUUGGAUGUAGAUAUGUUAGACAGUUUACUUAGUUCAAAUGGUUUCCCUGAUCCUGAUUUAGUAUUGAAGUUUGGUCCUGUGGACAGCACAUUAGGUUUUCUUCCCUGGCAAAUCAGAUUGACUGAAAUUGUCUCUUUGCCUUCCCACCUAAACAUCAGCUAUGAGGACUUUUUCUCUGCCCUUCGUCAGUAUGCAGCCUGUGAACAGCGUCUGGGAAAGUAAUGAUCCCUGGUUGUGUAAUUUGAUUUCAGGCUUUUGGAGAAAAGGACUCAAGUGACUCUGAUGUUUACAAAGCACCUAUGAAACCCUGUAUACACCUAGUUCAUAUUCCUCAUAAUUUAUCAACAAACACAAAAAAGUGUCUUACUUGAGAGUGAAUGAGUGUGUGCGUGUGUGUAUGUGUGUGCGCGCGCGUGUGGAAAUACACUUAUAAAUGGGGGGAGUGUUGGAGAAAGAAUACACAAACCUGCAACUUGGAACAAAAAUAGCAGCGAUGUUUUAGGAGCUGAGAUUUCAGAUUAAAGGCUUCAGCCCCUGCCACUUCCCUGUUUCUGUGGGGAGAGGAGGGAAUGAUUGGAGCUGUUUUAGUUGUUGUUUGGUGUUGAAGAAGGAAUACCUUUUGUCCAGUCUUUUUGUAGUGACCAAACUUUGAUUUUUAAGAAUAAUAUAUGGACUUGUUAAAUGGAAACAUUCUGAGUUUAAGGAGCUUCAGAGAAAUGAAGUUAUUCAGAGUGUCCUCAUUGUCAGGCAGAGGGAAUACCUGUCUCAGCUGUCCGUCCAUUUCAUUUCUUAGUAAUGUUGCUCUGGUGUCUAUUCUGAGUGGUAAAGCUCAUUUGAAAAAGAACUCAUACACUGAAAUACAAAAUUAAAAAUUUUAAUUACUAAAUUCUUAAAUAUUGAAUUAGUCAUAAUCAAAUCAAUAGGGCAAAUGUCAUAAUCUUAAAAGUCAAGGUAAAAAUUUUCCUAAAAAGAGGAAAGUAAGUUUUGAUUUUUUUUAAAUGAAUAGUAUCGGUGUAGUGCCCAAAGUUAUUUUAAAAAUAUUUCCAUGUACUGUUUCUAUUUAAAAUAAACAUUUGACAAAAGUUACCUUCCCCCCUCCCCAACCUGCCCUAAAGUAACUGGUUCCUCUUUGGAAUAACACUUGGGAUUUUUAUUCACUAAAUCCCAAUGGUAAUUUAGUAUAAAAGAUAAGUACGAUUUGAGGCCUGUAUAGGAUAUAAAAGUAUUACCAGAGUCUGUGAAAAUAAUUUAAUUUUCCAUGUUCUCUUUCAUGGCAGAGAACAGCACUGGUUCUGUUAUUUUUCAAAUGAAUAAGUGAUUUCUUGAUAAGUGUUUUAAUACUAUUCCCUCAUUGCUGAUCCUGGAACAGAAACUAUUUGUAUUUAAUGGACGUUUUUCCAAAAACAAUUAUCAAGAAGUGUACAGUGCUUAUGUACAUUUAGAAUGGAUUAGCUUAAAUACUAGGUCUCAGAAGUCUGCAAAAUAAAAAUGGAAGGCUGGAUAUAGAAAGCAUGGUCUGGAAUUGCUUGCCAGAUUCUAAAGUGAUGAAGAAAAAAUGUUUCAACUUUGAAUUACAAAACCCCAUUUAUGAUUUUUAAAACAUACUUGAAAUAAAAAUGAUUAAACUAAAUUUUGGUCCAGUGACAUUACUUCACAAUUCAGUUGUUUGUACAACUUUUUGUAGUGUCUUAUUGAAUUCAUUGCCAAAAUUUUGUGUGAAAUUAUAACAACUUUAUUUGAGAAUUUCCUGCUUCUUUCCCCUGUAAUGUGAUCCAUAUCCUAUUGAAUUUCUUUUGCAGGGGGGGAAUAAGGUUAAUUUAUGACACCUUGUGCCUCUGAUUGGCUUGAUGAUGUAAGUGCCAUUUAGAAACGUUCUGGAGUCUAUAGUUUUAAAGAAUUCAAGUGAAUGGUUCUAAUUGAAGAGAUUUAAUGUUUGUUAAAAUGAAUCUAGUCAAAUUAUCCAUUGAGAUAUAACCUAAGUUCUGAAAGAUUUCAGUUUUUUUUGCCUUUCUCCCAUCUUAUGAUAGUAUGUGCACAGCAAAAAUAAAUGUAUGUGACUAAGGUCUGUUGUCAUAGGAAGAGGGCUUUAAAACAAGCGACUAAGAUUUUGCAGUCAAGUAUAGGAGGAGCUCAACUGCUAGUUCAAUCUCUACAACUCAUAGCACUGGUCAUUCAAGAACUGCCAAAAUCAUCACAAAUUCUGCAUCAUAGGGCUCCCUUUGCACUCCCGAGAGGUGGUGAUAACCGGAAGGAAAGUAGAUGGCCUCAUGGAUGGAAGAUUGUUUUACAUUAUUCUUGACACUCCCCACAGUGGCUUGAUAGGUGGAAGCUUAGAGCACAGCAAGAAGCUAGAGGAUUUUAAUCCCAUUCCCAAUUCUGGUUGUGUUUUGCUUCUUGAAAUUUAGUUGGUUACUAUUACAGAGUUUAAAGGCUGGUUUUAAUGUGAAUAGCAAAUGGUGGUGUAUUGUGACUAAGGCUUGAGAAUGCCUCUUUCAGAGGAAAAUAUGACAUUAAUGAACAGUGCCGUGUGCACUGUGCAUACUUACAGUUUAAUCUUGGAAUGUAUGUUUCUUAAUUAGCUCCCACCUCUUGUGUGAAGGUCUGAUGCGCAGUCAGUUAACUUGUGAUGUUUUGUAUGGCUGUUGACCGUGGCAAUAUGUAAAUACAUGUACAGCAAGUUUUUAUGAUUAAGGAAUCAAAUUUAUUGAAUUUAUUAUUGAAAGUUGAAACUUAACAUGUAUGAAUAAAAACCAAUAAAAUAUACUCUUUUCAUGGA